Racocetra persica is the source of this 1089-nucleotide messenger RNA. The record is from the annotation of a GenBank genome assembly. Lineage: Eukaryota; Fungi; Glomeromycota; Glomeromycetes; Diversisporales; Gigasporaceae.
AUAAUCAUUUGGGUUAUAUGGAGAAUGAUCCGAUUCGUGGACAAGAUUCUUUGAAUACUUUUAGGGAAAUUUUGCAAAUAGCAAAACAAAAUGACGUCGAUAUGGUUUUAUUGGGUGGGGAUCUUUUCCACGAGAAUAGACCUUCUCGAAAGACGCUUUACGAGACUAUGAAAAUACUUCGCACUUAUUGUAUGGAUUCUAAUUAUAAAGUUUCAAUGCCUGUAUUUUCUAUUCAUGGCAAUCAUGAUGAUCCAUCCGGAGACGGAAACCUUUGUGCUUUGGAUGUUCUUGCAGUUUCAGGUCUUGUAAAUUAUUUUGGUAAAACUAACGUAGUGGAAAAUAUUGUAGUUAAACCAAUAUUGCUAAGAAAAGGUGAAACAGUAUUGGCACUAUAUGGAUUGGGAAAUGUAAGAGACCAACGAUUGCAUCGAAUGUUCACUGAUGAUGCUGUCAAAAUAAACCUACCACCUAAUAAAAUAUCAAGUGAAUCGUUCAAUCUGAUGGUAUUGCAUCAAAACAGAGUCGCACAUUCAAUUAAAAAUUAUAUACCAGAACACUAUUUACCUGAUUUUAUGAACAUGAUAAUUUGGGGUCAUGAACAUGAUUGCAAAAUUGAACCGAUAUACAAUGAGCAGCAGAAUUUUUAUGUUUCUCAACCUGGAUCAUCUAUUGCUACCAGUCUAGUUGAGGGCGAGCUUGAACCAAAACAUGUGGCCAAAUUGAAUAUAAUUGGUGAUCAAUUUGAGUUGAAAAAGAUUCGUCUUCGCACUGUUCGCCCAUUUGUAAUUGGUGAAUUAUCAUUGAAAGAUGUUGAGGGGCUUGACCCCACAAAAACAUCAGCAGUAAGUGCUUAUUUAAUCACAAAGGUAGAAGAACUUAUUCAAGAUGCCAAAAACCAAUGGCUCGAAAUGAAUGAUUACGAUUAUGAUCUAGAUGAAGAAAUGUUUCCUCUUCCUUUAAUUAGACUAAAAGUGGAAUAUAGUGGAGGAUUCACAGUUUUGAACAAUCGGCAAUUUGGACAGAAAUUUGUAAACCUUGUUGCAAACAAUCAUGAGAUUUUAUUUUUCUAUCGAAAAAGAGCGUUCGCAG